AUGGACCCACAGUCAUGCACUCACCUCGAUUUUAGGUUGAAAAGAGGGGAAAUCGGAUUGAAGAUGAUGAAUCUGACGAAGGACACGAAGAACAGCGACGCAGCAGCCACCAACGAUGACUCAGGCUCCGAAACAACGACGAACCAGCCUCGCAUCGAUCGACCAACACCUCAAAUCUCUUCUCCUCUCCAAACUCGCCACAAAACGACAAAACAGAGAAAAGAGGAAGCAGCUGCGCAACUUUUAUUCAAGACCCAAGGGUUUACGCCCUAA
Messenger RNA from Microthlaspi erraticum, 273 nucleotides. NCBI's taxonomy places the organism in Eukaryota, Viridiplantae, Streptophyta, Magnoliopsida, Brassicales, Brassicaceae. The record is from the annotation of a GenBank genome assembly.